Messenger RNA from Nothobranchius furzeri (turquoise killifish), 3387 nucleotides. RefSeq names its product ATP-binding cassette, sub-family B (MDR/TAP), member 10 (gene abcb10). Gene Ontology annotation, biological process: oligopeptide export from mitochondrion. Gene Ontology annotation, molecular function: ATP binding; ATP hydrolysis activity; ABC-type oligopeptide transporter activity. The record is from RefSeq and is a predicted model, not a curated record. Lineage: Eukaryota; Metazoa; Chordata; Actinopteri; Cyprinodontiformes; Nothobranchiidae. Gene Ontology annotation, cellular component: mitochondrial inner membrane.
AUGCGGCUCUUAAUUCGCUUGUUAAACGGCACAAAAAGUAAACUUAGGUUAACCCACCCGAAGUUGUUAUGGUUGGAGCACAGAGGAGGAUUCUCAGCUGGCCACCACCGGAGGAAGCGACUGUCAGCCGGGGUGAAGACCUCCGUCUGUCCGCCUCCCCAUACGUUCUAUCUCCGUCCAGCCAGGCCCGUCCUGUCGGUCCUGUCCAGCUAUCAACUGGCAGGUUCUUCUGUCCUCUUUGCACACACACUGACAGCACGGACAGUCCUACACACACCUGUUGCCUUCUCUAGCUCUUCGGCGGCCUCCACUCCAGCACCAUCCGGGUCAGAGACCCAGGCGAACGCAGACCGAGCGCAGACACCCACCUCGGUCCCUCUGGAGGAUGUUAAAAGGAUCCUGGGUCUGGCUCAUCCCGAGAGAUGGAGACUAGCAGCUGCCAUCGGGUUCCUUACUGUCUCCAGCACAGUAACCAUGUCAGCUCCCUUCUUUCUGGGCAGAGUCAUAGACACGAUUUACACCUCUGCUUCAGACACAGAAACCAUGACGGCCUCUUUAACGUCUCUUUGCAUCAUGCUGGCGGGAGCUUUUCUCUGCGGAGGAGCAGCAAAUGCUGCUCGAGUCUACAUCAUGCAGGCGUCAGGCCAACAAAUUGUUCGUAAUCUCCGUACCUCCCUCUUCUCCUCCAUCCUUAGACAGGAAGUGGCAUUCUUUGACAGGAACAGGACCGGUGAACUCAUCAACCGGCUCUCAGCGGACACCGCUGUGGUGGGCCGCUCCAUCACGGACAACCUAUCAGACGGCCUGAGGGCCGUUGCUCAGGCAGCUGCUGGUGUCAGCAUGAUGUUCUACGUUUCUCCCAGUCUUGCGAGCUUUGUUCUGCUGAUCGUCCCUCCUAUGGCUGCUCUUGCUGUCGUUUACGGCAGAUACCUUCGCGCCGUCUCCAAACGCACGCAGGACGCUCUUGCACAAGCAACACAGUUGGCGGAGGAGAGGAUCAGCAACAUACGAACGGUCCGGGCUUUUGGUAAAGAGUUGUCCGAAGUCGACUCGUACACACGGAAGGCGGAUCGGGUUCUCAGUCUGGCUAAACAGGAGGCCGUAAUGCGAGCAGGUUUCUUUGGAGUGACUGGGCUGAGUGGGAACCUCAUGAUCCUGUCGGUGCUCUACAAAGGAGGCCUCCUGAUGGCCAGCCAGCACAUGACUGUAGGAGAGCUCUCAUCCUUCCUCAUGUACACCUUCUGGGUGGGCAUCAGCAUCGCAGGCCUGAGUUCAUUCUACUCUGAGCUGAUGAAAGGUUUUGGUGCUGGAGCCAGACUCUGGGAGCUGCUGGACAGAAAGCCAGAGUUUCCUCUAAAUGAGGGCCAUGUCCUCCAUCCAGAUCAGCUGAAAGGCCAGCUGCAGUUCUGUGACGUCUCCUUCUCCUACCCGGCUCGUAAGGAAGCUGCUAUUUUCCAGGAGCUUAAUCUUUCGGUUCCGGCUGGUUCCAUCAUGGCGGUGGUGGGGCCCAGUGGGUCGGGAAAGUCCUCCAUCGUCUCACUUUUACUCAGGCUGUAUGAUCCUGAUGCUGGUUUUAUCACUAUUGAUGGUCAUGACAUCAGAGAUUUAAACCCAUAUUGGCUGAGGAGUCACAUUGGAACCGUCAGCCAGGAACCGGUGCUAUUUUCCUGCUCCAUCAGAGAAAACAUUGCAUAUGGUGCUCUUGACCCCGAUGCCGUGACUUCAGAGGACGUCUACAGAGCCGCCAGAGUGGCCAACGCCUUUGAUUUCAUCCAGGCGUUCCCUAAAGGCUUCGACACAGUGGUGGGAGAGAAAGGAGUGCUACUGUCAGGUGGUCAGAAGCAGAGGAUAGCCAUAGCCAGAGCUCUGCUAAAGAAUCCAAAGAUCCUACUCUUGGAUGAGGCCACCAGCGCGCUGGAUGCGGAGAAUGAGUUCCUGGUCCAGGAGGCGUUGGAGCGUCUGAUGGAAGGGAGGACGGUCAUGAUCAUCGCCCACCGUCUGUCCACCAUUAAGAACGCUGAUGCCGUCGCUGUUCUGGAUCAGCGGCGUGUAGCCGAGUGCGGCCCACCCACAGAGCUGCUGGGAAACCGGCAAGGACAGUUCAGGAGGCUGAUGGAGAAGCAGGCGUUUCUGCAGGAGGAGCAGCAGCGAGCUCUUCUCUGAGGAAAACUCUCAGAGAGAAGAAAGACUUUAAAUUCCUUUUCUGCCUCAUUGCUGAGAAGAUUUAAAAGCUAAAACGGGGUAUAGGUCCAUCUUAGAAACUGUUUAGAAUAAAAUGUUUACAGGAAGAGGAAGCCAGACACACUGGAAUAGCGGAGUUUGAAUCUAUAACUGCUUUAUUGUAGCAAAAAAGUUCCUCUUGCAUAUUUUUGUUCUUCUGAACUCUUACCUGUAACCACCUCAUACAUCCAAAAUUAGCUUGAAAAUUAUUUAUAUAUUUAAAUGUGUCUUUGUUUUUAUUUGAACUUGAAUGUCAGAUCAUGCUACAAACUAAAAUGCACAUUUGUGGAAGAACUCAGACCUGUGCAUCAAAAUAAGGUUUAAAGUUAUUUCUGUUAAUGUUCUUAAGAAUCAGCAAGUUUUGUUUAUUUUAGUUUCAUUCUUUGUUGUUUUUCCCUUUUAGACUUUUAACCGGCGUCACCUUAACAACUCAAACUGAACCAGUACAGGUCAGAGAGACCUGCUGCUGGUGUGUACAGGAUUCCCACUUCACAACCUUAAAUUCUUAAUAAACAACUAAAAAUAAAAUCUGUUCUGGAGACUCAAGGCUGCACGUUGAUCCAGUUGAAUCUUACGACUGGUGAGGAGUGCGGAGUCACAAGUACUCGCUCUUUCCAGUAAAUAUUUAGAACACAGACUCGAUUUAAUUCCUCAUUUUAAACAGCUUCUUCUGCUGUAGAGGUUGGUAUCAGUAACUAGAAACCCCAGACUGCAAGUGUUUGAAGGUUAAAAAGAGAAUCAAUCCAACACUGAAUUGUAUUUAGUGCAUUUUUUAUUUCAGUUGUUUUGUAUUUAUUCAUUUAAGAAUUGGAACUCGGUCCUUUGAGGUUUUGAAUCAACAAGACGGCUCGUUUCUCACCAAUUUAUUCCUCUUUUUACUUCAAAGUGAAUAUUUUCCUAAAUCAGAUUAGAUUUUUAUAUAUUUCUUAUAUAUAACUACAUUUAUGAAUCUAUUGUUCUCUUCAGUGGUGCAUUUUGAUUGUUUUAUUUCUGCCUAUAGAUUAAUGUCACUCAAAGUAAAAUUAACGUGAAAAUAGAUGUUGUCUAGUAAAGUAAAGAUUCUCCUGUUUGUCAGUUUAUAAUACAUUUUCGUGCCAAGCUGUAUAAAUGACUCACAUUUUCGUUUUCUGUACAUGAAGAUGAAUAAAGUAUUUUAUUCGUGGGAAA